UUGGCCUGCAGCAUGACUUCAAAUAGGAAGGUCGCUUUUCUCCAAGCCAAUUCAAAGCUUGCUAAAAAAAAUUCAUUGUCUUACCCAAUUCACAGUAAUGAUGGAGUCUUGGGGCCGAUCAUGAUAUUGGGGUUUUGUUGCCGACGCCAAUCUCUGUUUUGUAACUGUGAAUGAUGUCAAGACCAGUGUUGCUUGUUUUUCUGCUUCUUGUUCUCAUAAUCACUUCCCAGUUUGAGUGGAAGCAACAACUUGUCCCUGACCUUGAUGCAACUCCAAGUAUUUCCCAAAAGCCAAGUCAGAGCUCAAAGAGGGAAGAAGCUGUAAAAGAGAAGGUGCUAGAGCUCGUGCAUAUUACUUGAAACCAAAACUACAUGAUUUUCCUUAGAAGAAGAAGAAAACCACUUUCUAUUCUUCUUUACUAUAUGGGAGAUCUAAUUCUUGCUAUCAGCGUGGACAACUUCCAUUCUCUGGCGUUAAUUUUCAAUCAAGCAAGAAUCACCUUUGAGACCAGUGGAGUCUUUUGGGGAUACUUGCCAGUAUUGUUAGCAUGACUAUGGGUGGUUGCAAAGGGAUUCAAAUGUUGGGCAUGUAUUUGCUUUGACCUUUCUUAUAUAUUUUGGUGGUUGUUGGUUUGAGUGGGUUGGUUAAAAGUGCAUGGGACAUGCAACUGAUAGAAGCACUGACAGUAGGAAGGGAAGGAGUGGAGAUUUCUUAUCUACAGUUUGCCAAUGACGCAAACUUCUUUUCUUUCUGGGUUUAUCAGAAUUUGUGUGAUUUACUAAUGGUGAGUCUUUGUGUGUCUUCUGUGGGAAUAAAAUUAAUAGAGAAAAUUGUUCGUUACUCUGCAUUUCUGCAAGAGGUGAAAGUGAUUGCUAACGUAGAUUUUGGGAUGGUGUGGAAAAUUGGCCUAUCAAGAAAUUGGGGCUGCCUUUAGGAGGCGCUCUUGGGAUCCAGAGGUGGAAAACAUGGAAGAUGGUUAGAAGGGUCUAAAAAAGCUCUUUUGUAACUUCAGUCCAAUCUAUUCUUACUUCUUAGUAGUUUGCAUCUAUUAACUUUAAUCUCAAGCGAUGUCGCUAAUAUGUUAAAUAGAUUAAUGAACAACGUUUUUUUUUUUUUGGU
Molecule: messenger RNA, 1119 nt
Organism: Rosa chinensis
Lineage: Eukaryota; Viridiplantae; Streptophyta; Magnoliopsida; Rosales; Rosaceae
Exons: 3
Coding region: 171-359 (62 amino acids)
Source: RefSeq, a predicted model, not a curated record